Apus apus (common swift) is the source of this 2818-nucleotide messenger RNA. It is a transcript of the gene DOLK, whose product is annotated as dolichol kinase. The record is from RefSeq and is a predicted model, not a curated record. Gene Ontology annotation, cellular component: endoplasmic reticulum membrane. NCBI's taxonomy places the organism in Eukaryota, Metazoa, Chordata, Aves, Apodiformes, Apodidae. The transcript has 2 exons. Gene Ontology annotation, molecular function: dolichol kinase activity. Gene Ontology annotation, biological process: dolichyl monophosphate biosynthetic process. The coding region runs from base 154 to 1725 and encodes 523 amino acids.
GGGUCAUGUGACCGGCGGCAACGCGCCAAGAUGGCGGCGUCCAGGGAGGAGCCGCAGUAGCGUGGAAGGGAAUUCUUCCUGAUGGACGACUGCUGAGCACACUGGGACUCCCAAGAAAGACCUGGAAAGCUUUAGCUACAUCAGACUGGAACCAUGUUAAGCAAACCAGUGCUGGUGGAAUCCCUGAUCGUGUUCCUCAUCGUCCUCCUGGUGCACACAAAGGUCUGGGACCGCUACUCCUGGUGCGCCGCCGCCCUCGCCAUCCAGGCCUUCUACGUCCAGUUCAAGUGGGACCAUCUCCUCCAGCUGGGGGGGGCUGUGUUCCAGUUCCGUGCAGGAGCCAACAGUGGCCUCCUGCCAGCCAGCAUGGUGAUCCCCUUGCUGGGGAUAGCCAUGAAGGAGAGGUGCAAAGCUGCUGGCAUCGUCUACUUCGAGCGCUUCGGCAUCGUCGUGGCGUCCGCCGGGAUGCUGGUCGCUCUCUUCCUGUCGGUCCUGGCAGUUGGCAUCACAAAACCCAUGCCAACCAACACCUGCAUACUCACCGGCGUGGCUGGCAGUAUUGUUAUCUACACCAUGAAGCACUCCCUGACUGUGUCAGAAGUGAUAGAGGUCCUAGAAGUGCUGCUCAUUUUUGUCUACCUCAGCAUGAUCUUGCUGUACUUGCUGCCUCGGUGUUUCACCCCGGGAGAAGCGCUGCUGGUUCUGGGAGGUGUGAGUUUUGUUCUCAAUCAGCUCAUUAAACGCUCCCUCAAUGUAGUCGAGGGCAGAGGGGACCCCAUAGACUUCUUCCUUCUGGUAGCAGUUGUUGGAGUUGUUCUUCUGGGGCUUUUUUUCACCGUGCUCUUCGUUUUCAUGGAUUCAGGCACGUGGAUCUCCUCCAUGUUUUUCCACACGAUGACAGCAGUGCUGGGCUUAGGGGUCAUCAUGCCGUGGCUGUACCGACUGAUCCAGAGGAACCCUUUGUUCUGGCUACUCCAGUUUCUCUUUCAGACACAGACAAGGCUUUACCUCCUCCUGUAUUGGACCUUUUUGGCUGCUUCAGCAUGUGGUGUAGUUUUCUACCAGAAUGCUAAGAGAUCAUCUGAAUGUAAGAAACACCAGGCCUCCACGGUCACCAGGAAAUAUUUCCAUUUCAUUGUUGUAGCUACUUAUGUUCCUGGGCUGAUCUACGACCGCCAGCUCCUCCACGUGGCUGCAGUGCUGUGCCUGGCAGUCUUCAUCUUCUUAGAGUACGUCCGGUACUUCAGGAUCAAACCAUUUGGCCAAACCCUUAGGCAACUGCUGUCUCUCUUCUUGGAUGAAAGGGACAGUGGACCUCUAAUCCUGACUCAUAUUUAUCUCCUCCUCGGCAUGUCCCUCCCAAUCUGGUUGUUCCCUAGAUCUUGUGCUCCUAAAGGUGCCUUGCCUGGGGCAGGAGCACUGGUCCCCUACUCUGGGGUGCUGGCAGUUGGGGUAGGAGACACCAUUGCCUCUGUUUGUGGCAGUACGAUGGGGGAAAUCAAAUGGCCAGGAACAAAGAAGACUUUUGAAGGGACAAUGACAGCUAUUUUUGCUCAGAUCAUUGCUGUGGCUCUUAUACUGAUCUUCGACAGCAGCGUGAAUCUGAACUCCAGCUACGCCUGGAUUCUGGCAUCUGUGACCUUAGUUUCUCUUUUGGAGACUUACACAACCCAAAUUGAUAAUCUGCUGCUGCCCCUCUACCUCCAGAUAAUGUUUAUGGUAUAGAAGCACUUCCAGGAACAGAGGUCUCCUCCCUUUCUAGAGAAAAGUGGUAACAAAAUAUGCACUGUAAUGAGAGCUCAGAGCUGAUCUGGGCUCUGCUUUUGGUGCAGCAGGUAAAAACAAAGGAAAAAGACCUAUUUAAAAUAAAGGUUUGGUUUUGUUCUUGUUUUCUCCCUCACUUAAAACUGUGUGAGUUGAUUUCUCAGGAACCCAGACACAACUUGUAAAUUGGAUUAUUAAACACAAAUGCUCUUUUUUAAGUCUCUUCUGGGUGCUCAGAGGUAGAGGAAGAAAAGGUAAGUCAGAGAGAACAGAACAAACCUCUCACAUGUUGCCACCUCUGUAUUGCAUCAGAACCAAAACUUGUCUCACUAUACUGAGCCCUGCUGUCUUGGAUUAUUAAAAAUGGGAACCCCUUGUUUCUGUGGAAUCACCAUUUAAAGCAUGUUUUAUAAUGAGGGUGGCCACCACCUGCACUGAGGGAGUUCCAGUGUCCCAGCAUAUCCAGUUACUGUCACCCAGAGCUGUACUCAUGCCUGGCACUUUGAACACAACUUCAGACUCAGGAGCUGUAGAGCUAAUGGUUUUAAAACUGAAAGAGGGGAGAUUUAGGUUAGAUAUUAGGAAUAAAUUAUUCACCACGAGGGUAGGAAGGCACUGGCCCAGGUUGCCCAGGAAGGCUGUAAUUGCCCCAUCCCUGGAGGUGUUGAAGGCCAGGCUGGAUGGGGCUUGGAGCAACCUGCUCUGGUGGGAGGUGUCCCUGCCCAUGCAGGGGGGUUGGGACUGGAUGAUCUUUAGGAUCCCUUCCAGCCUUCACCAUUCUGUGGUUCCAUGAAGUUUAUCCAGGGCUAGUACAGAAGGUUUGGGAAUGUAAGAGACUGUUUAUUCCAAAGAGGACUAACAAGAAGGUUACAGUUUUAACCCUGGAAUUUUAUGCAACAAGAGAAGUCUUUUAUCUUCCAGAUUUUAAUCUCUAAAUUCAUUUGGAGUAAUAUUUAAUGGAGGGGAAAAGUCUAGGCAAAGACAUGAAAAACUAGGAAUACAUUAAUAAUGAAAGCAGAAAAUCUGUUCAAGUCAAUAAACUUUUCUAACACUA